Rubroshorea leprosula is the source of this 2800-nucleotide messenger RNA. The record is from the annotation of a GenBank genome assembly. NCBI's taxonomy places the organism in Eukaryota, Viridiplantae, Streptophyta, Magnoliopsida, Malvales, Dipterocarpaceae.
CCUCUGACUACGUGAGAAAGGAGGACGGAAAAACCCAAAACCUCUAGAAAUCGACAGCCAUUCUCGGAAAUGGGAAAGCAGAAAACCCAGCAACCAUCACCAUCUUCCGACAAUCUCCUCGCGACCUUAGGAGACUUCACCAGCAAAGAAAACUGGGAUAGCUUCUUCACCAUCCAAGGCAACGAUGACUCUUUCGAGUGGUACGCCGAGUGGGAUCAGCUCCGCGACUUGCUGCUCCCCCUUCUUCAGCAACCUUCUUCUUGCCAAAUCUUGGUUCCUGGUUGCGGGAACUCCCGCCUCUCCGAGCACCUCUACGAUGCCGGCUUUCACUCCAUCACCAACGUCGACUUCUCUAAGGUCGUCAUCUCCGACAUGCUUCGCCGCAAUGUCAGGGACCGUCCCCACAUGCGCUGGCGCGUUAUGGACAUGACACAACUGCAGUUCACCGAUGAGACAUUUGAUGCUGUUCUUGACAAAGGAGGAUUGGAUGCAUUGAUGGAGCCAAAGCUAGGACCUAAGCUUGGAAAUCAAUACUUAUCUGAGGUGAAAAGAGUUUUGAGAUCUGGAGGGAAAUUCAUUUGUCUAACCUUGGCAGAAUCUCAUGUUCUAGGUUUGCUAUUCCCGAAGUUUCGGUUUGGGUGGAAUGUGAGUGUUCAUGCUAUACCUGUGAAAUUGUCCAGCAAGCCAAACCUCAAAACCUUUAUGGUUGUUGCUGAGAAAGAGAGUUCCUCUGUUUUGCACCAGAUAACAUCAUAUUUCAAUUAUUCUUCCCUUGAUUGCAGUCAAGAUCAGGCUUUUGGUCUUCAAGAAGCACUUAAUAAUGAGAAUCAAAUUCGUAAAGAGUACCUGGAUGGCUCUGAUAUACCGUACUCUCUUGAAGAUCUGCAAUUAGGAGCCAAAGGGGACCUGACAAAACUGACCCCAGGUCGUCAAGUUCAGCUUACAUUGGGUGGACAGGGGGCCUCUCAGUAUACUUACAGAGCCUUAUUGUUUGAUGCCAAAGAACACUGUGGUCCAUUCUCAUAUCACUAUGGGGUCUUUAUUGUGCCUAAGACUCGGACUCAUGAAUGGCUCUUCUCUUCAGAGGAAGGACAAUGGCAAGUGGUUGAAAGAUCAAAGGCUGCUCGUCUAAUGAUGGUUUUAUUGGACAUGAUCCACACUAAAGCUGCCAUGGAAGAUAUUCAGAAGGAUUUGUCUCCUCUGGUCAAACAAUUGGCACCUGCAGGCAAUGAUAAUGGAGCCCAAAUUCCGUUUAUGAUGGCCAGUGAUGGGAUCAAGCAGCGGAAUAUUGUUUAUGAGGUUACAUCUUCCUUUACAGGGCCAAUUGUAGUUGAAGAUGUCAUUUAUGAAAAUAUUGAUGAUGAUAUAAAUCGCAUUUUUUCAUCUAGAGAUUUGACAUUUCGUCGCCUUAUUUUUCAAAGAACUGAGGGCCUGGUACAAUCUGAAGCUCUUUUAACUAGGGAUGAAUCUCCUAACAAAAUUGUUGGUGGAGUAGAGAAGAGGGCUGGUUUAUCUUCCAAAUCCAGAAGAAAGGGAACACAAAGGAGAAACAAUGAUUCAGGCAGUCCGAUGACGGUUUAUCAUGGUUACUUGGCUAGUUCUUAUCACACUGGGAUAAUUUCUGGAUUUACACUGAUUUCAUCCCAUCUGGAAAGUGUAUCAUCAAGCGGAAAUGAAGUAAAAGCAGUUGUAAUAGGUCUUGGUGCUGGCUUACUACCUAUGUUUCUUCAUGGAAGUAUACCAUUUCUGCAAACUGAGGUUGUGGAGCUAGAUCCUAUGAUGCUUAAUAUAGCUAGAGACUACUUUGGUUUUACACAAGAUAAACGUUUGAAGGUACAUAUUGCUGAUGGGAUCCAGUUUGUCAAAGAGUAUAAAAACUCAUUUCCUGCAGCUAGCAUGUCAGGUCACAGAAAUGAGGAUGGAGUGCCUCCUUCUUCAGAUGGAAGUUGCAUUUUGUCUCAUGCAGAUAGCAGAGAAAGUACCAUGAUUGACAUUCUCAUUGUUGAUGUGGAUUCCUCAGAUUCAAGCUCUGGAAUGACCUGCCCAGCUGCAGAUUUUGUGGAAGAGUCUUUCCUUCUAAUUGUAAAAGACACACUUUCUGAGAAAGGUCUUUUUGUUGUUAAUUUGGUAACGAGGUCAUCAGCUGUUAAAGAGAUGGUCAUUUCAAGGAUGAAAAUGGUUUUCAACCACCUUUUUUGCCUUCAACUAGAGGAAGAUGUAAACCUGGUACUGUUUGGUCUUUGUUCGGGGUCUUUUAUCAAGGAUGAUAGCAUCCCUCGAGGUGUCCUGCAACUGGAUAAGUUGUUAAAGUUCAAACAUCCUGAGAUCCGCCAAAGCAUCCGAGAUGCAGCAAAGAAGAUCCAAUGUUUGAAGUGAGACACCUGAAACAGCUUCACAGCUGAUAUUUACUCAAGUCAGUGAAGCCGUUAUUGCAUCAAAGUUUGGUUGAUUGGAGAUUGGCAACAUGGCAGCACAGAAAUUUGAAUGUAUCUACACCGGAUUCCUAUAUAGGUCUUUUCUCUGCUUACCCUUCCAACCGAACAUCUGUUUUCAGAUUGAUCAUUGUGCAAUGUGUACGCUUGAGACAAAAUGAAACCGUCUGGGAAGCAUAGUAAUUUUUGGGGCAUCUUUUUAGAAUUUUGAUACUGACACUUAUCCUUCAUUAUGUAAUGUAAGCAAGUUAUUGUUGCGAGUAAUAUUAGUAGGAUCUCACAAUGGAUCCUGUUUUGUAUUCUCUGUAAUGUGUUCUCUCAACUUGAUUCAUUUUGGAUCCUUCUUCUAAUAUAUUUUCUCUGCCAAU